AUGACUACUGGAGCCAGAUUGGUUCACCAAGAUGUCACAGGCCAUCAAUCGCAAUUGUCGUCACUGUCUGCUCCAGCUACAACUUCUGCAAUCAGCAUGUCUAACGGCGCUGGAGGACGACGCGAUGGCGAGACCACGGCUCUAACUGCGACAGGCGCCGCCAUUAAAGCAGCACAAAACAGCCCUUCCAACCGCUUCAUCAAACGAUACCGAACCGAAAUCGCCGCUAGCUCGUCCAGUGUAUUUUCUACCCUCGCAGCUUUCCCACUCGACAGCGUCAAGACGCGCAUGCAAACCUACCACUAUAAUGGAUUUCUCGACUGUGUUCGCCAAACAUAUCAAGCCGAGAAGCUUGGCGGCUUCUUUCGAGGCGUCACGGCUCCAAUGGCAAGCAUCACGCUUGUUCGCACCGUCUCCUUCUCGAUCUACCAACGUGCCAAAUACUCAUACUCGGCCUGGGUGAAACGAAAUUUUGGCUUUGAUAUUAUUGGCCAUGUCAAUCGGCACGGAACAUACCCAAAUCUUUACUCUGUCGCAUGCUUUGGCGCAGCUGGCGCAACGGCAGGCUAUUGCAUAACAUUCCUCGCCUGUCCUUUCGAGCUCACCAAGCUUAGUGCGCAGGUUUCCGUUCUACUUGCUGAGCGCGCUGCUAGCAAAGGUAGUCAUGCCGUGGCGGCUAGCUAUCAGAAUAAGGGUACCUUGCGGACAAUGGCCAACAUCAUCAAACAUCGGGGUAUUUUUGGGUUAUAUACUGGCCUCAGGCUUCAUCUUCUCCGCGACACCUUGGGCACAUCUAUCUAUUUCAUGGUAUAUGAAAGUGGGAAACAAAUCGGAAAUACCUUGGCUGGCGAUCACCCGAACAGCAACAAGGUAGCUGUUGUCGCUGCUGGAGGCAUGUGUGGCUUGGUUUCUUGGGCAAUGAUUUACCCUAUCGAUUCUGCCAAGAGCAUCUACCAGCGAAACUCCCUACUCUAUUCAAAGGGCGAAAAGGUCGAACCCGCCCCGAAAAUCGAGUUCUUCAAGCGCCACAUGUAUCGCGGCCUGGGCGUCUCCAUGGGCCGCUCCUGUGUCGUAAAUGCCAUCUUCUUCUCGUCAUUCGAGUUUGUAAAGAAGCAUAUAAACCAGAUGGACGAAGAGAAUCGAAUUUGA
Molecule: messenger RNA, 1149 nt
Organism: Fusarium pseudograminearum CS3096
Lineage: Eukaryota; Fungi; Ascomycota; Sordariomycetes; Hypocreales; Nectriaceae
Exons: 4
Coding region: 1-1149 (382 amino acids)
Biological process (GO): transport
Molecular function (GO): transmembrane transporter activity
Source: RefSeq, a predicted model, not a curated record